Messenger RNA from Ziziphus jujuba (common jujube), 3601 nucleotides. Its product is annotated as disease resistance protein Roq1. Gene Ontology annotation, biological process: signal transduction; defense response. Lineage: Eukaryota; Viridiplantae; Streptophyta; Magnoliopsida; Rosales; Rhamnaceae. The transcript is spliced from 7 exons. Bases 171 to 3347 code for a protein of 1058 amino acids. Gene Ontology annotation, molecular function: ADP binding. The record is from RefSeq and is a predicted model, not a curated record.
AUGUUGACUGAUAGAAUUCACGCGGUUUCCCCUGCUUUCCUACAAAACAGAGUGAGAGAAACACACAGCGAUUUGGACAAGCAACAAGACGGUUUUGGUACUGUUGUGAGUAGCUGCGGCACCGUCGUUGGAAGGCAAAGGUGUGAGGAACAGAGGCACAGGUUAUAAACAUGGCUGCUUCAUCAUCCCCUUCUCAAGAAAAGUAUGAGGUGUUUCUCAGUUUCCGAGGCGACGACACCCGUGUUGGUUUUACUGGAUAUCUUUAUAAUGCUCUGUGUCAAAAGCGUAUCAACACAUACAAAGAUGAUGAAAACCUUGAGAGUGGACAUAAGAUAUCAGAAAUUGAGGAUGCGAUUAAGGAAUCUAAGAUUUGCAUAAUAGUUUUCUCCGAAGAUUUUGCAUCAUCCACAUGGUGCUUAGAUGAAGUGGCUCGCAUACUCGAAUGCAAGAGAGAUGGAAAUGAUAUCAUACCCAUUUUUUAUGGCAUAGAACCAUCCAUUGUACGGAAACAGGAGCAGAGUUAUGCAGUAUCAUUUGGUAAACAUGAACAACGUUUUAAGGACAACAUGGACAAGGUGCGACGUUGGAGGGAUGCUCUCAAUAAAGUGGCUGCUCACAGAGGUUAUGAUUCAAAGAAUAAAAGCCCUGAAUACAAGUUUAUAGAUGAAAUUGUUGAAGAUAUUUUGUCGAAGUUGUGUAGAUACCCAUCAACCUGCGAUCACUCCAAGCGGGGCUUGAUUGGAAUUGAAAAUCGUAUCAAGGAAAUUGAAGAAUUGUUAUGCAUGGAGUCAAUGGAUGUUCGCACCAUAGGUCUUUAUGGCAUGGGCGGUAUUGGAAAGACCACCCUUGCUCUUGCUGUAUUUCAAACGUUAUCUCAUCAUUUCGAAAGUCGUUGCUUUCUUCGCAAUGUUAGAGAAGAAUAUGAGAAGCAUGGCAUAACGGAAUUGAGAAAGCAACUUCUUUCCCAACUGUUCUAUCAUGAUAAAACUAUUCCAAGCUUGGAAUCAACUCAUCUUCAAGAGAGACUCUGCCGCACAAAGGUCCUUAUAGUUUUAGAUGAUUUGGUCGAUGCAAUAUCCCAAUUAAAUGAAUUGUUACCUAAAGAGUACAAGCUAGGUGCUGGAAGCAGAAUCAUUGUCACAACUAGGAAUGCACAAUUGGUUAGAUCAAGGACAGACAAAGUUUACGAGGUUAAGAGGUUAAAUGAUAUUGAAGCUCUUAAGCUCUUCCGCUUACACGCUUUUAAAAAUAAUUGUGUUCUUGAAGGAUACGAAGCUUUAUCAAAAAGUGUGGCCGAUUAUGCAUAUGGCAAUCCAUUAGCUCUUGAAGUCUUGGGUUCUUCACUUCACUCCAAAAGUGUAGAAGAAUGGAAAAGUGCAUUGGAUGAGCUGCAAAUGGAGCUGAACCCGAAAAUUGAAGAAGUGUUGAGAAUAAGUUUUAACCAAUUAGGCAAAAAAGAUAAAAAGGGCUACACUCCCAUCCAGGAUGUAUUUCUUGACAUUGCAUGCUUUCAUGACGAUGGCGUUGAUAGAAAAUUUGUAGAAAACAUGAUACAUGAUAGUGGUGCGACCAAAAAAAUAAGUGAUCUCAUUGAUAAGUGUUUAAUAAUUGAAGAUAGCAACAGCUUGUCCAUGCAUGCUUUAGUACGACAGAUGGGCAAGGCAAUUGUUUAUGAUGAAAACAAAGAACCAGGACAACGUAGUAGGCUGUGGAAGGCUCAGGAUGUUCGUCAUGUAUUGGAGAGAAAUACGGGAAGCUGUACAAUAGAAGGCAUAUCAUUGAACCUGUUUCAACUUGAAAAGGAUGUUAAAGUGAGGCCUACAGCACUCUCAAACAUGCACCAUCUACGAAUUCUUAGAUUUUUUGAUGCUGCAUUUGAUUGUGAAGGCAAAUUCAGGGAGAGAUUAGGAUGGGCUCCUUGCAAUAAAAUGUAUCUUCCUCUUGAAGGUAUUGAAUAUCUUUCCGAUGAGUUAAGGUAUUUACAGUGGGAUUCAUACCCUUCAAAAUAUUUGCCAUCAAAUUUUAAUCCAGAAAAUCUUUUUGAACUUGUUAUGCGUGGGAGCCAACUUGUGGAGUUACCUUGGAAUGAUGACCAGCCCAUUAAGAAUUUGAGGAUGAUCGAUCUUAGCUAUUGUGAGAGCCUUAUUCAAAUACAAAAUUUGUGUGGGGCUAUAAAUCUUGAAAUGAUAACUAUUCAAAGUUGUCCAAGUUUGGUUCAAGUUCCUUCACGGUUUAAGAAUCUGAACAAGCUUUGGUAUCUAGAUUUGCAUUGCUGUAAGAAUUUGAAAGAUGGCUUCGAAAAUCUUCCAUUGAAUAUAGAAUAUUUAUCAUUGAAUGGGACGGCAAUAGAAGCAUUGCCCUCGUCAUUUCGGGAUUUUGAGAAACUUGAAGAAUUAGAUGCGGGAUAUGCUAAGAAUCUGACAGGUGGCAUAGAAAAUCUUCCAUUGAAUAUAAGGGUGUUAUCAUUGUAUGGGACGGCAAUAGAAGCAUUGCCCUCAUCAUUUCGGGAUCUUGAGGAACUUGAAUAUUUAGAUUUGGGUCAUUGUAAGAAUCUGACAGGUGGCAUAGAAAAUCUUCCAUUGAAUCUCCAAACUUUAUUUUUAAUUGGUUGUACGAGAUUGAAAUCAAUACCAGUACUUCCAUCAGGUUUAGAUUUUUUGAAUGCAAGUAACUGCACAUCGCUGGAGACAAUGUCAAGUUGGAGCGAUAUUCACCAAGUUGAAGGACUAAGGGAAGACUAUAGUUUUCUUUAUCGUCAGGCGGUGUAUCCAGGAAAUGAAAUCCCCGAGUGGUUGAGCCAUCAAACUGAUGAUGGGAACCCACUCCAUAUUCACCUUCCCCCCAAUUGGUUCCCUAUUCACUCUCCCCUCUUCGGAUUUACUUUUUCCGUUGUUUUUAGGGUAUAUGGAUAUGUGUCUUCUGCUGUAAUCCGUCUUGAAAUCAAUUUAAAAACCAACGUCAACAGUGAUGACCGUCAUUAUUGGACAGAACGCAAUUUACUUUACGAUUUCCGGCCCAAAAUGUAUCGAUCUGAAAUGGAACGUGAUCACGUCAUCAUAGCGGACGUGUAUUUAGAUUUGGAAAAGUUGUUUGGGGAAGAGUGGUCCUCUGUUUGUUGCAAUGUCACCGAGGCUUCUUUCCGUGUGUAUAUAGAGGGGAUUUGGGGCAUCGAUUGGGAGAUCAAAAAGUUUGGAGUGGGAUUGUUGGCAAAUACGUGGGGUACUGCAAGGAAAAGUAAAAGACGAUUUAGUGAAUGCAGUGAUCAAGCCAGUGGAUACCAAGACAAAGUUGACUCGCAUGAUCCUCACGCCAACUCCAAGAGAAUCAAGGCCCAAUCAAAUAAUUAGAUUGUGUGAAAUGCAGAGGAGAACGUCACUAGGCAAAACACAUGGAUGGCUCUGCUUCAGGAUUCUCAAGGAUUUAGAAAUGCAAAAUUUCAGUAAAUAUGCAUCUGUACCAAUGCAAUAAUGUGGAAAAUUGUCCUGCUUUUGGUGUCAUUAAUUUUUUUUGUUUGGCUAUUUUAAAUGAUGGUGUUGGGUGAACAAAUACUGCAUCUUAAUGAUUUCUUAUGCUAUCGAAUUAAGUAACGAGAUUGGCCAUA